Molecule: messenger RNA, 4341 nt
Organism: Endocarpon pusillum Z07020
Lineage: Eukaryota; Fungi; Ascomycota; Eurotiomycetes; Verrucariales; Verrucariaceae
Exons: 4
Coding region: 1-4341 (1446 amino acids)
Biological process (GO): sister chromatid cohesion
Cellular component (GO): cohesin complex; nucleus; chromosome
Molecular function (GO): protein binding; ATP hydrolysis activity; ATP binding
Source: RefSeq, a predicted model, not a curated record
AUGGGCAAACUCAUCCGUCUGGAGCUUUACAACUUCAAAUCUUACAAAGGCCACCAUGUCCUGCUGUUCGGAGAUGCCUAUUUCACCUCGAUCAUUGGGCCCAAUGGCUCCGGAAAAUCAAAUGCAAUGGAUGCCAUCUCGUUCGUUCUGGGUAUUAAAUCAUCGCACCUCCGAUCAACCCACCUUCGGGAAUUAGUGUAUCGUGGCCGUGUUUUGCGCCAUUCAACUGUCAACGGUGACGGCGUACCUGCAGAGGAAGGGUCCAAUGGUCAUACCAAUAGAAAUACUGGGAAUGGCGAUGACGGAUCAGGAGAAGCAGUUUCAGAGCGCAAUGAUCCGAAAUCUGCGUGGGUAAUGGCAGUCUACGAGGACGAUGCGGGAGACGAGCAGCAAUGGAAGCGUACAAUCACGAGCCAGGGCGCCAGCGAAUACCGAAUCAACAAUCGCGUUGUUACCGCGGUACAAUUUAAUGACGCGCUGGAGGCCGAGAACAUCUUGAUCAAAGCCAGGAAUUUCCUUGUCUUCCAGGGUGAUGUCGAAGCAAUCGCUUCCCAGUCUCCAAAGGAUUUGACAAGAUUGAUUGAACAAAUCUCAGGCAGUCUUGAGUACAAAUCCGACUACGAAAGGCUCAAGGCGGAGCUUGAAGAUGCUGGCGAUCAACAGACCUUCCAGCUCAACCGACGACGAGGCAUGAAUUCUGAAAUCAAACAGUAUCAAGAUCAGAAACGUGAAGCCGAAAAUUACACAAAGAAAGCAAACGAACGCGAUCAGGCGAUUGUCACGCAUGUUCUGUGGAAGCUCUAUCAUUUCCAGCGCCAAAUCGAAGAAUCCAGUGCUGAGAUUCAAAAACACCAAAAUGAACUCCAGGAAUUCCGCCGUGGUAUUGCAAAGUAUGAACGCAGUUUUGACGCCGCAAAAAGCGAACAUAUUAAGAUCACGAAAAAUGUCAUUAAAGUUGAGCGAACGAUCAAAAGCAAAGAGAAGGAAAUUGAGGAGAAAGCAAACUCUCUGGUACCGGUGGACGAGAAGAUUGAAAUAUCUACGAAGAAGCUUUCAAAGUAUACAAGCCGAAUCACUGACAUUACUAAAGAAAGAGAUAGCCAGACUGCGACUGUCAAGUCACUAGAAAAAGACCUGAAGACUGUCGUAAAGGCUCAGGCUCAAUGGGAGAAAGAAUGGAAAGCGGCAUCAAGUAAGACAGGAGGCCAUUUGAGUGACGCAGACCUGCAGCAGUAUAGCAAGCUCAAGGAGGAGGUCAACAAGAGGUCUUCCACUGACCAGAUUCGGGUUGAAAACCUCAAGCGUCAGCGAGCAGCAGAGGAAGGGACUGUUACCAACCUGAAGAGCACCGUCGACAAUGUAGAAUGGCAACUAAGAUCGCUGGAGACAGAAACGAAUAAGAUCGAGGAUCGCAAAACCGCAACUCAGGAAGUAGUUCACCAACUUGAGCAGGACAUAGAGGACAAGAAGAAAGCCCUCAACGCCAUGACCUCAGAGCGUCUUCGGAUCACACAGAUGAGGACCGAACUCGAGGAGAAACUGCAAGAUGUGCUGAAGAAACUGAUUGACGCAGACGACGGUCGAAAGCAGAACGAGAAGGAAGUAAGGAUGAAAGAAACCAUAUCAACGCUGAAACGAAUUUUCCCUGGAGUCAAAGGCCGCGUCAGCGAACUCUGCAAGCCAAAGCAGAAAAAAUAUUCUGAAGCUGUGAGCACGGUUCUCGGCCGACACUUUGAUGCAGUUGUCGUCGAUGUUGAAAAAACGGCAAAAGAUUGCAUUCAGCAUUUGCGCGAGACUAGAUCAGGCCAAGCCACAUUCAUUCCACUCGAUACCAUCCAGGUCAAGGCUCUCAAUUCAAAUCUGAAAGGCAUGCACCGCAACAUGAGGCCAGCGAUUGAAACAGUGGACUAUGACCAGUCUGUCUCGCGUGCCAUAUCAUACGCUUGCGGUAACUCGAUUGUCUGCGAUGAUCUCAACACUGCUAAGUACCUGUGCUACGAGCGUGGUGUUGACGCGAAGGCAGUCACCCUUGAUGGAACUGUCAUUCACAAGGGUGGUCUUAUGACCGGUGGACGUGGACCUGGACACCAACAAUCACGACGAUGGGAAGAUGCUGAGGUAGAAAACUUGACUAAACUGAAGGACAAGCUUAUGAAAGAUCUAGCAGCCUUACCAAGUCCACAUCGUCGUGGUAACGAUGAGGAGUUGCUGACAGCCGAGUUGUCGGCCCUAGAAUCACGCCACAGAUUUGCGACGGAAGAGUUCCAAGGUCUUGACCGCAAUCUUCAGAGCAAGAAGAAAGAAGUCGAUAAUGCGAAGCGUCAGUUGAAGGAAGCACAGCCUAAGUAUCGUGAAAAGCAAAGAGCCCUUAAUGACCUUGACGAGAACAUAUCGGAGUAUCAGGAAGCCGUUAGCAGGGUGGAAGAUGAAGUUUUUGCAGACUUCUGUCGACAACUUGGCUUUGAAGAUAUCAGAGAGUAUGAGGCUCAACAGGGUUCCUUGCAACAGGAAGCAGCACAGAAGAAACUCGAAUUCACAACCCAGAAGAGCCGUAUUGAGAAUCAGCUGAGCUUUGAACGACAGAGACUCCAAGCUACCGAGGCACGCAUACAAACAUUGCAAAGCCAGGAGGAGCGAGAUCGAGCUAUGAUCGCAGAACUGAACCAAGAGCGCCAGCAGACUCAGGACGCUUUGGAUGUUCUCAACGCUGAAUUGGAUCAGCUGGGAGAUCAACUCGACGAGCAGAAGGAUCUUCAAACAGAAGCCGCAGAAAAGCUGGCAGAUCAACGACAACAAGUCCAGAAGCGAAGCAAAACCAUUGAAGCGACGAUCAAAGUAAUCAGUGUCCACGAAGCAGACAUACAGCGGCAUUCCUCGGACAGAUAUACCCUCCUUCGAAAAUGCAAGCUCGAAAACGUCAACAUCCCCAUAGUCCCGGGAUCGGUGACGCUGAGCGACCUGCCAAUCGACGAUCUUAUUUCCGGACCCGACCCCAACGCAAUGGACAUCGACGAACACGAAGAAGACCCCAGCUCCGCCGCCCUCCAAGCACCUCGGAUCCAAAGCCACGGCAUCGAACCCGACUUUUCCACCCUGGAAGACGACCUACGAGAGCAAUCCAGCCCAGCCAUUGACUCGGAACUCCAAGACCGCAUCCGCACUCUGGACAGCGAGCUCGACAAAAUGGCGCCCAACAUGCGCGCCGUCGAGCGCCUCGAGACCGUCGAAGCCAAACUUCGGUCCACUGAAAAAGACUUCGACGCCGCGCGCCAGCGCUACCGCUCCACCAAAACCGCCUUCGAAGAUGUGAUGCACCAGCGCUCCGACCUCUUCAACAAAGCCUUCUCGCACAUCUCCGAACAAAUUGGCCCGAUUUACAAGGACCUCACCAAAUCGACCAACUACCCCUUGGGAGGACAGGCCUACCUCGACAUCGGCGACACCGACGAACCUUACCUCGACGGCAUCAAAUACCACGCCAUGCCCCCGCUCAAACGCUUUCGCGACAUGGAGCAUCUAUCUGGUGGGGAGAAGACCAUGGCCGCCCUGGCCCUGCUAUUCGCGGUGCACAGUUACCAGCCCUCGCCGUUUUUCGUGCUGGACGAGGUGGACGCCGCGCUCGACAAUGCCAACGUAGGCAAGAUCGCGAAUUACAUCCGCGAGCACGCGCAGCCGGGCAUGCAGUUUAUCGUCAUCAGCCUGAAGACCGGUCUGUUCCAGCAGAGCGAGGCGUUGGUGGGCAUCUAUCGCGAUCAGGGCGGGAACAGCAGCAGGUGUUUGACGCUCGAUCGCCUCUGCGAUACCCAACUCAUAUGCUUGUUUGUUUCUUUGAGCGUCGUGGUUCAGGCCGCAGGAUUGCUGACUCGGGAUUUGCCUACAGCUACGGAAAUACAAUUGAGCUACAUACCUGGUCACCAGUCGACUUCCGGUUUGAUAUGUCGUUUCAUGGCGCAUCGUCCGGCCCGAGGGAGGACGAGGAGGAAACGAGCUGGGAAAGAAAACCAAUUCCUGGAGCGCCGACUUCGCCGAGCUUUGCAGGGAGCUUUCCCCGCGCAACAGCGACAGCGACGAGAUAUUCGGCGCUCUACAAUCAGCGUCCGUCCAUGCGACAGAGUCAGCAAACAACACCCCUUCAGAGGAGAAACACAAGACGAAGACGUGUUGUGGCACAGACUCAGCGAAAGGCGGGCUGAGUUUGCCGCACCGAGCGCCUCACUCCUGAGCGGCACAGAGGACAGACAGAUGGCAUAUCCCCCACCGUUCUCGUCAGAGCCUUUCUAUCUGGAUAACAUGAUGCGCAUCCGCAAGAUGGAACAGCUGUUCAGUUGGGCGUCGCCGUGA